This is a messenger RNA of Pygocentrus nattereri (red-bellied piranha), 1999 nucleotides long. It is a transcript of the gene pex10, whose product is annotated as peroxisomal biogenesis factor 10. The transcript has 6 exons. The record is from RefSeq and is a predicted model, not a curated record. Gene Ontology annotation, molecular function: zinc ion binding. Gene Ontology annotation, cellular component: peroxisomal membrane. NCBI's taxonomy places the organism in Eukaryota, Metazoa, Chordata, Actinopteri, Characiformes, Serrasalmidae. Bases 311 to 1288 code for a protein of 325 amino acids. Gene Ontology annotation, biological process: protein import into peroxisome matrix.
AAUGGAAAGCUCUCCUGAACACACGUGACUAACACGGAAGAAAAGGGUUUUCGCUCCUCAAGAACAAACAUUAGCUGUUUCUGUUUACAUACAGCCAUGAAUGCGUGUGUGUGCUAAAUGCACAUGUUAUUUCCAGCGGAGUAAGUUUCCUCUCUCUGCAUAUAUGUAGGGUUCAUAUUUGUCUCGGACCUUUUCUUUCUGCGAGUCUGUUUGUGUUGACAAGCUACUGCGCGCUAACCCGCCACCAAUGGAAGUCCAUGCGACCGAUGUCUAGCAUAAAGUUGCUCCUUUAGGUUAAUAAAACUCCAUAAUGCCACUUGUACAAGCCAACCAACCGCAGCUAAUUCGGUCCUCUCAGAAGGACGCAUACUAUCAAAGCAGUCUGAGGAAUAACGCCAGCGAAGCUUUCCAAACGGCCGCCGGUUCCAGACGAUGGCUGCAGUGGAGGAAAGAAAUCGAACUGCUGUCAGACCUCACAUACUACACCCUAACAACUCUCUCAGGAUAUCAGACAUUAGGUGAGGAGUAUGUCAGCAUUGUCCAAGUUGAUCCCACAAAACGCAGGAUUCCUUCCCGUAUGCGCAGAGGGGUGCUCAUCCUUCUUCACACCUUUGUACCAUACCUUCUGGACAAGCUUCUAGUCUGCAUCGAGUGUGAGCUGGAGGCUGGGGAGCAGGACUCUCAGAAUGCCCAGCGAGAGAUAACAUUAACCUGGAACCCAAUGUCUUAUGUGAAGGCAUGGAUACACAAGGCUGUUAGGAUGCUGAAUGAGCAUCAGAGGAAAUCUCUAAAACCUGUGGUCUUUGCCGUGCAACAGGGAGUCACUAUCUUGCACAGCGUGCAUGUGGCACUGUUCUAUAUUAGUGGUGCCUUUUAUCAUCUGGCCAAGAGGACAACAGGCAUCAGAUAUCUCAGAAUGCAAGGAAUGGCAGGGGAUGACAAAGUCAUCCGUAACAGCUACCGGCUUCUAGGAGCGGUCUCGCUCCUGCAACUGGCCAUCACACUGAUGCUGCAAUGUAACAAUCUGAGACAGAGGCAGCGUGCCAGGCAGGAGUGGAAACAACACAGGAACCUUCCCUCAAGUCCCCAGGUGGGCCGGUCACCAUCUUCUCGAGCCGCCCGCUGUAUCUUGUGCUUAGAGGAGCGAAGACACCCCACCACAACCCCCUGCGGCCACCUCUUUUGCUGGGAGUGUAUCACAGAGUGGUGUAACACUAAGACGGAGUGUCCUCUGUGCCGAGAAAAAUUCCAGCCUCAUCGUUUGGUUUAUCUGAGGAGCUACAAGUAGCUGAAGACUAUGUACAUCACAAUGAGACAAUGAUUGAGAACUUAGUUUCCUUGACAGUAUUAAUUUGCUCCCAUCUAUUGCUACAGAAAUUAAUGUAUUCUUUACAAUUAAUUGUAUUUAAAAUGAGAAAUACAUUUAUAAGAACUGUUUAUGUUGCUGUUUUUUAAUUACUGAAAUAAUCUAGUUACUAUAAUGGCUCAUGAGGCACCUAAUGCACAUCUAGGUUCAUUGGUAGGAAGUGCAGACAUGGAAGAAGUGGAAUUGCCCAUUAACGCAAUAAAUGAGAGAGAAAAAAUGAUAAGAGUAAGUAAUAAUCAUUUCCAGGCAGAGAGUCUAUGUUGUGAAUUAAUGAGCAUGCAGGAGGUAAAAUUGCAGCUUUGGUUGCUAAAGUAUCAAAAAGACAGCAGCUUCAAAACUGGCAUACCAUUUGACUGUCUUUCAAGACACAGAGUGAAUUCUUUGUUUUUCAGGCCAUUCCUAUGGCCAUUGCCAGAGUAUUUGUAUGUUAAUUAGCUACAAGCUGGCCACCAAGCAAUGGUAACUUAAUUUUCAGCAUUCACACACAAAUUAAUACUACUCUGUGCUCCAAGUUUGGGGGUGCUUUUUGGUUUACUUAAGGUUGUGAGCCUGUAAAUGCACACACAUUUAAUGCUGUUAAUCCUGCUUGUCACGUCAGAGGUUUAUUUAUUAAAUGUGAGUGGAAAAUCCGGA